This is a messenger RNA of Haliotis rubra (blacklip abalone), 2881 nucleotides long. RefSeq names its product tripartite motif-containing protein 2-like. Lineage: Eukaryota; Metazoa; Mollusca; Gastropoda; Lepetellida; Haliotidae. Gene Ontology annotation, molecular function: zinc ion binding; ubiquitin-protein transferase activity. Gene Ontology annotation, cellular component: nucleoplasm; chromatin. The coding region runs from base 322 to 1464 and encodes 380 amino acids. Gene Ontology annotation, biological process: positive regulation of DNA-templated transcription. The transcript has 3 exons. The record is from RefSeq and is a predicted model, not a curated record.
CUCGUUUGACACGGUUUUACUAACACUGACGAGCCUUGUGAAUGUCACUUUAUGACUGUGGGGCCUGCAUGUAGCCAUUGAGCCUCGUGAUCCUAAACCGGUGUGGGUGUGAAUAGUGUGAUUCUUUGUGUGACAACACUCGACAUAUACUCCAGUAUACAGGAAGCUGCGAAUAGGCAGGUGCACGGAAUAUUGUGACGUUUUCUGCAUAUUCUGUUGAGGUCACAGGAGGACAGUGUCUCUGCGUUUUGGCGGCAAGCUGCUCUUGGCGAGCAACCAUGAUGACACAGACGGAAAGGGAGAUAACCUGCAGAGCUGAGAAUGGCCAAAGCCUGCUGGGUUGAUGAGGAAGCACCUGACAAGGAGCUGUGUAAAGCUUUGACUGAAGGAGUCACGCUCCGUAAUAAAGGUCCCCAAUAUGAAUCUCAGCGCACGUUGAACAAGCGAUCUUUGGUUUUGGAUGAGGAGAGUUUUGAGAAGACCUUUCUCAUCUGUGCUGUCUGUCGUGAUUCCUUCACGAACCCUCUAAAGCCCCCUAAACUUCUGCCUUGCCACCACUCUUUCUGCCUCCCGUGUAUCAAAGCGCUGUUCCGGACUGAGGUGGAGUAUCGUCAAAGUCUCACCCCUUCUUUGAGGGGCAUGCCAACAGCAGUAAGUCUUCACUGCCCGACCUGCAGAGGUAACUUCAUCACCACUGAGGAGAACGUACGGACAUUGCCCACGGAUCACAGAGUGGUCCAGUUGUUAGAUUUUGUUAAACAUACCGAGCGAUACACCGUAAGCUUCUGCUCCAAACACAAGCUACAGGCUUUGAACUUCUUCUGUGAACCCUGUAUCCAGCCUGUGUGUCGUGAUUGCACCGUGUUAGAACACAAAGAACAAGAUGGCCAUCUUGUUAUGGACUUAAGCGAAGCUCUAGACAAGUAUACUCCAGUUCUAGACACGGCUAUCACAGAUAUGGAUAACGAAGCUGCAAUGCUGGAAAAGAAGCAGGAGACGCUAGACACUGCUACAAAGAAGUUGGAAGAAGUCAGAACAGAUCUGCUCAAGAACAUCCAUGACACGUUCGGUCGUUUGAAGCAGCAGAUAGCGGAGCGUGAGCGAGAACUAGAAAGUAUCGCUGAAAAUGAAGUGAAUAAAGAAAAGAAGAAGUUGGAUGAGAAAGUUGAACUCCUUUCGUCACGGAGGAAAACCCUGCGUGAUCAUUCAUCAACUCUGAAACAAGCCAAGGAAGAGACCAGUAUUGAGGAGAUGUUUAGCAUACAUCAACAGUACCGAGAGUACAGGUCUCAACCCCCAAUCAAGAUCAGGGAGAUUGAUGAUGGAAUUAUGACCACCUUUUCCUUCAAUGCCAGAGAUGAGUCCAUCAUCUCUUCCAGAAUUAACAACUUCGGUGAUAUUGGUGCUAAAGUGGAGUCCACAUUCAGCUAUCGCUACCCGACAUCCCGGAGCACCUACAAGUAGGUGCACGCGCCUGGUAUUUCGCUUCUUGUCUUUCAGUUGUUGGACUUUCAGCCAGACACGCAAUAAUGAUUGAAACAUAGACUCGAACGAGUCUUCAGUGUUGCCUUUCGUCUCGUCCAUUGAAAGUCUUAUUGAACCUUCUGUAUAAGCUGCCAUGUUGGCAAUUGCAACACAUGAAUAAGAGGUGACUACGAAGAGGAUUGAGGAAGACCGGCAUUUCAAGUGACUUCUUUAUCAAUUUCGUCUGUGUUCACCCAAUGAUCUCGUUUUAGAUGUCUGCAUGGGGCACGAUAUGACUUCGAGACUCUUUUCCAUGUUUCUAUACACGUAUCUUCUUGAGUACCUUGAACCAAGCCAUUUAUAUCUGUGAUCAUCUCUCAUGGCAACGUUUUACAUGCUUGUGGAAAACAGUGCAUUGAGAAUUGAAACUGUUUUACCAAAUACAAGAUUGAUGUAACUUCAACCUUAACAUAAAAAUAUGUAUUUUGAGACUCAAUUUUCUUUACUUUACCUUUUCUUUUCAUUAUGACUCCUUGUUUUGGAUUAGUUACAGUAAAGUGGGAAUAAGUAAUUUUUUAAAAGAAAAGGCAUAAACGUUUUCGCUUUAUAUAUACACUUUGUUUCGAUCAGUUAUCAGAUAAUGAAAAAUGAAUUCCUUUUUUGUAUAGUGUUUCGGUAAUAUUUUUCUGUUUUAUUUUUAUAAGCACUGUAACAACUAAUACAUUUUUUAAAAAUUUGUCAAAAUGUGAGAAUGAUUGAUUGUAUGGGGUAUUGUACAAAUGCCAAAAACAGUUUCAAGUACAUGAGCAUGAAGUCGUUCCGGCGAUACAGUUGAUCCACGGUUUCUGAGUACCAUAUUCUGUAUGUUCAACACGGGCUUUUGUGGUCAAUCUAGUCCUCGUUACUACAAUAGCGUUUCGUAUGCUAAUCAUUUGAAUAACAAUCUGGGUGUGGGACUUCUCAGAGGAGCCAGGAGACACUGAAGUAUAUACAUAAAUACGCCAUAUUUCUCCAAUGAUUGUAUUUACUGAUUAUUCAUAAGCAAAUAAAGGUUCUAAUUUCUCAUAGUGGCCCUUCUCAUGAAAGUAGUUAAAUAUUUAAUUGCGGUAACGUUUAAAGGCUGGUAUUCACAGUUGUGGUAUUGUUACACGACAACAGUGAUCUGGUUGACGUCAGUUGUGACAUAUGAUAUGGAUAGAGUAAUAUCUUUAUAUUUGAUGUACUACGUAACACUAUGAAAACAUUACAAAUCAUACAGAUAUUGUGAAUAUGGUUCAGCGCUAUGAGACUGGUUAAAAGGAACAAAAUGUUCCGAAUUAAUGAAAUUCUGAGAAUUAUUGAUAUUACAAUAUAACAUAACGUCAGUGGUAUUCCUGAUUGCUGUCUUUUGUUAGUUGUAUUAAAGGGAUCAAUCGAU